Molecule: messenger RNA, 626 nt
Organism: Sardina pilchardus (European sardine)
Lineage: Eukaryota; Metazoa; Chordata; Actinopteri; Clupeiformes; Clupeidae
Gene: guca1c
Product: guanylate cyclase activator 1C
Exons: 4
Coding region: 1-564 (187 amino acids)
Molecular function (GO): calcium sensitive guanylate cyclase activator activity; calcium ion binding
Source: RefSeq, a predicted model, not a curated record
AUGGGUGCUCAUGGCUCCAACAUGGAUGAUAUUCUGGCGGAAGACAUGCACCAUUGGUACAACAAGUUCAUGAAGGGCUCCCCGUCAGGGGUCAUCACGCUGUUUGAGCUCAAGGCCAUGCUGGAGAUGCGGGGCAUGACCGAGGAGGCCAGCAGCUACGUGGACCAAGUCUUCUUCACAUUUGACAUGGACGGGGACGGAUAUAUAGACUUUGUGGAAUAUAUAGCAGCAGUAAGUUUAUUACUGAAAGGAGAAGUCAAUCAGAAGCUGAAAUGGUAUUUCAAGCUCUUCGAUCAAGACGGAAAUGGAAAAAUAGACAGAGAUGAAAUGGAGACAAUAUUCAAGGCAAUUCAAGAUAUCACUCGUAAAUAUGACAUCCCUCCUGAGGAAAUAGUGGAACUCAUCUACACAAGGGUCGAUGUCAACGGCGAGGGAGAACUUACCCUGGAAGAGUUUAUCAGUGGGGCGAAGGAGCAUCCAGACAUCAUGGAGAUGCUGACCAAGAUGAUGGAUCUCACUCACGUCCUGGAAAUCAUAGUCAAGGGCCAGAAGCCUAAAGAGUGACUUUCACAAGAGGGAAAACCAUAUUUUUAAAAGCCAUUUUGUCUGAGAGGGUUGGCCCCAAG